Ylistrum balloti is the source of this 1125-nucleotide messenger RNA. RefSeq names its product monocarboxylate 2-oxoacid-binding periplasmic protein all3028-like. The transcript is spliced from 2 exons. Lineage: Eukaryota; Metazoa; Mollusca; Bivalvia; Pectinida; Pectinidae. Gene Ontology annotation, biological process: transmembrane transport. The record is from RefSeq and is a predicted model, not a curated record. The coding region runs from base 1 to 1125 and encodes 374 amino acids.
AUGCCAUAUUGCGACACCUUUAUUGGAGACACUACAAAAAAAGUUUUGCAUGGCGGUAUCCUAGCAACUCUAAUAGACACAGCAGGAGCAGCUGCUGCAUUUUCUGUGUUAGAUACAGCAGAGGAAGGUGGCGUUAAUACAAUCGAUAUGCGCAUUGACUUUCUAAAACCUGCACGCGGAAAACAUUUUAUAGGAACAGGACAGGUCAUCCGUAAAGGUAGCCGUAUUGUUGUUACAGAUAUCAAAGUGACAAACGAUACAGAAACUCUAGUUGCUCAAGAAACCUUUGAUGCCGUUCGCCAAGGCACCGCUGAAAUGGGACAUGGGGCAGCUUACUAUUGGGCAGGAAAAAUAAAGGCAGCCCAAUUUUUCACCUCCGUACCUUUUGGUCUCAAUGCUCAACAAAUGUAUGCCUGGCUCUAUUCAGGCAAUGGUUUACAACUCUGGGAAGAACUAUAUGCCCCCUUUGGACUAAUUCCGAUACCAGCUGGGAAUAGCGGCGUACAAAUGGGAGGAUGGUUCAACAAAGAAAUCAAUACCCUAACAGAUUUUAAAGGCUUAAAAAUACGAAUACCUGGCUUAGGUGGCAAAGUUCUUUCCGAAGCAGGAGCUUCACCCGAACUCCUACCAGGAGGAGAAAUUUAUACCAGUCUAGAACGCGGCAUUAUUGAUGCCACUGAAUGGCUUGGCCCAUACCACGAUUACCUAAUGGGCUUCCAUAAAAUAGCAAAACAUUAUUACUAUCCUGGUUGGCACGAACCUGGAAGCGUUUUAGAAUUAAUUAUCAAUAAACGUGCUUUCGACUCUUUAGAUCAAGAUUUACAAGCAAUUAUCCAAACUGUAGCUCAAUCCUUAAAUACAUGGAUGCUUGCCCGGUUUGACACACAAAAUAGUCUCUAUCUAAAAAAGCUAAGCCAAGAAAAACAAAUUAAAAUUACGCCCUUCCCAAAAAUCGUCAUGACGGCCUUAAAACAAAUUGCACAAGACACUAUUGCAAGUGUUGUUAAAAAUGAUCCACAGAGUCAAAAAAUUUAUACAUCAUUCACACAAUUUCAACGCGAUAUUACUCCUUGGAGUAACGUAUCUGAACGCGCCUUUUACAACGCCAUUCAAACAGAUACUUAG